GGAGCAAUCCAGAAAAUUUAACUCGCAAGAGACGUUCUGCGAAGAGGGGGACAGCUUGUACGAGGAGGGAGAGCGAAGUUUACGAUAAGCACUACGAUUCGCAUCGACCUGCGGCGACUGGAGUGUCCGUAGAUCACUGCAACUGCGACUCAACUGCGACUACUGCGAAUGCCUGCCGGAACCUUGGAGCGGAGCGGGUUCGCUUCAAGCAGCACGCUGGCGCGUGUUCGGAAACGGUAGGCUUGUCAAAGGGCGAUCAAAAGGAGGACGAGCACGAUCAUUUGGAGGAGUCAGUCGCUUCAGUUAGUUUAGAGAUGGGUUGCUGCGGUUGUGCGGACGAGCCUUCGUCCAAAGUGGAGCCUUCGCCCAAAGUGGAGCCUUCGUCCGAAAUGGAACCUACGGACUCCACGACACCUGAUAGUCCAAAGUCGCCAUCAAAUUUUUCAGAACAGGUAUUCGUGAAGAACCGAUCAUGCACCGAUUUUUUUGCUAUAAUCAUCCUACUCGUGCUGGCGGGUGGUUUUAUCUUCAUGAUGACGAAUGUGGUGAAGAAGGGUGACAUUUUCCGCAUGGUAAAUGGAUACGAUGAUUGCGGAAAUGUUUGUGGUCGUGUUACCUCGCACGAAAAUGAUCCGAAAUUCAAGUGUAAGGGUGCAGAUUACACCAACAAACCAUAUCUCGAGAUUGAUUUGGAAGUGACUGGAGUGAAAAAACGUACAUGCAUGGAGAGCUGUGUACAGGACGAGACCAAAAUAUUAUUCCUGAAUCGCUGUAUGAAUAAGAAAGCGACAGAAACUAUCAGCUCCAUAAUAAGGACCCUUCGGUUAGAAAGUAUUUACAAUGACGCAGUUACUGAUCUGGGAAUCGCAUGGCGUGAAUUGAUUUACCUUUUGCUUAUAGCUUUAGCACUUUCUCUCGGUAUCCUGGUAGCCUUCCGCUAUAUGGUACAAUAUGUCAUUUAUGUUGUAUUGAUCGGCGCAAUUUUGGCUUGCAUCGGUGGCACAACAUAUCUCUGGCUAGCGUGGUACCGUGAAAAAAAGAGCGUGGAAAGAGGCGAAAUCUAUCCGGAGGAUUCCAGCGAGGAACCCUACUUUAUCUACGCUAUUAUCAUGUCUGUUGUUUCUGUAAUUGUUCUUCUAGUGAUUCUAGUGAUGAGGAAAAGAAUCGAGCUGGUCAUGCAGAUUUUCCGAGAAGCGGGUAAAGCUGUGUAUUCGAUGCCAGCGCUGCUGUUUCAGCCGAUUUACACCUAUCUGCUGAUCGGGUCUACGGUAAUAGCAUGGGUCUACUGUAUGUUAUGGAUAGAGAGCGCCGGUGACAUUUACUUGAAUAGAAAAAAUCACAUUCAUUUCAAGAAAGAUGCGUUGCUUAUUGCAACAAGAUGGUACAAUCUAUUUUUAUUCUUCGUGGCGUGUGAAUUCUAUUUGGGUUGCCAGCAUAUGGUUGUUGCUUGCGCUGUUGCCCGAUGGUUCUUUACAAGGGAUAAAAGACGUCUCUCUUUACCAGUGGCAAAAGGUUUCGGAUAUCUUAUAAGAUAUCACUUGGGUACCGUAGCUUUCGGAGCUUUAAUAAUAGGUAUUGUUAGAGUUAUCAGAGCCAUGAUAGCUUUUGUCCAAAAGUCUCUGAAACGGUAUGACAACUCGUGCGUGAAAGGAAUUCUAUGGUGUUGUCAAUGUUGUCUUUGGUGUUUCGAGUGCGCUUUAAAAUUUCUCUCCAGAAAUGCUUACAUCGAAACAGCCAUAUACGGAUGCAACUUUUGCACCGCUGGAAGAAAGGCGUUUCAAGCCUUGUCAAGCAACAUUUUACGAGUAGCGGCAAUUAACAGCGUUGGCGAUUUCGUCCUUUUUUUGGGUAAAGUCCUCGUUGUCACUCUUACGAUCGUUUCGGGGAUAUAUUUGAUGCAGGUACAGAAAAAGGAGGGACUUAAUCAUCCUUGGAUACCAAUCACUCUCGCGGGAAUAUUCGCAUUCGUGGUUUCGCAUUGUUUCAUAUCAAUCUAUGAAAUGAUUAUUGACACAAUAUUUAUAUGCUUUUGCGAGGAUUGCGAGAAGAAUGACGGCAUCAACCGGCCUUAUUUUAUGAGCCGUGGUUUGAUGGAAUUCGUAGAGAACAGCAAAAAAGCUUUAAGGCAUUUGGAACAACAAGGUGCUGCAGCUACAUAAUAAGCGUUAAGAAUAGAUUUUUUUUAAAUAUAUCAUAGGUUUAAAAAUUCGAUGUUCGGCCAGUGCAACAAGCGAUAAACAAUGUAUGUUGGAGUUUUUCAUACAAUGUUAACGGAUGAUAUUGUAAUUAUUUAGUUCGUGAGUUAAGUUUGGACAAGUCUGUUGUAAUAUAUAGAUCUUUGAGAAAUAAUUGCAAGAUUACAGAAAUAGCUGCCUUUCGUAUACGCAUAAAUUGUCUUCUUUUAGCAUACAACACAGUUAUUGAAGUUCUAUACCAAGCGUGAUGCACACAAUCGGUUGUUUCGAUUAAUGGACUGACUACGUUAUGAGGAAUGUUACGAAUCAUUCUAUUUUCGAAGUUCCUAUUUCUAAAAAUAUUUUUAUAUAACAAGAUAGGUUUUUUCUACAUAAACUUAGACGCGACGUUCGCACAAUUGCGAAUACGCCAAUUUGGCAGCCUGAACUUAGACAUGUACUCUUUGUACUAUGAUUAGCGAACAAGUUAAUUUAUAAGACCUACUCUGCGUUUUAGAAUCUACAGCGUAAGUUUAUAUAUUGUUAUAUUGUUACAUAUGUACUUGUUCUUUAUAUGUGAUGUAAAUAUUUCUUUCUUUUUUAUGAAGA
Messenger RNA from Trachymyrmex septentrionalis, 2783 nucleotides. Its product is annotated as choline transporter-like protein 1. Gene Ontology annotation, molecular function: transmembrane transporter activity. The record is from RefSeq and is a predicted model, not a curated record. NCBI's taxonomy places the organism in Eukaryota, Metazoa, Arthropoda, Insecta, Hymenoptera, Formicidae. The transcript has 17 exons. Gene Ontology annotation, cellular component: membrane. Gene Ontology annotation, biological process: transmembrane transport. The coding region runs from base 315 to 2159 and encodes 614 amino acids.